This is a messenger RNA of Drosophila arizonae, 1596 nucleotides long. It is a transcript of the gene Cyp305a1, whose product is annotated as Cytochrome P450 305a1. Gene Ontology annotation, molecular function: iron ion binding; oxidoreductase activity, acting on paired donors, with incorporation or reduction of molecular oxygen, reduced flavin or flavoprotein as one donor, and incorporation of one atom of oxygen; heme binding. Lineage: Eukaryota; Metazoa; Arthropoda; Insecta; Diptera; Drosophilidae. The record is from RefSeq and is a predicted model, not a curated record. Gene Ontology annotation, biological process: xenobiotic metabolic process. Gene Ontology annotation, cellular component: cytoplasm; intracellular membrane-bounded organelle.
GCAACGUGUGUAGACGUAUUGUGACUGCGGUGAUCUCCAAUCAGAAUAUUGUUCGCAGAUGUCGUCAAGAUGAGUGCCUUAAUAUUUUUAGUUAUCAUUCUAAUUGGAUUUAUCAUAUACUCUCUGUUAAAUUCAAUAAGACGUCCUCACAAUUUUCCGCCGGGACCUGGUUUCUUGCCGUGGCUGGGCAAUACACUGCAGUUCCGCAGGGAGGCUCGAGCAGCUGGUGGUCAGCACAUACUAUUUGAGCAGUGGGCGAAGCGCUAUCAGAGUCCGCUCAUCGGGCUAAAGUUGGGACAGGACUAUGUGGUCGUGGCGCUGGGGCAUGAGCUGGUGCGUGAGGUGCAGCUGCAGGAGGUGUUCGAGGGUAGACCGGACAACUUCUUUCUGCGCCUGCGCACCAUGGGCACACGUAAGGGCAUCACGUGCACGGAUGGGCAACUGUGGUACGAACAUCGCAACUUUGCCAUGAAACAGAUGCGCCAUGUUGGCUAUGGCCGCAGCCAAAUGGAACAGCAAAUAGAGCAUGAGGCAGAGGAGCUGAUGCAGCAACUCGCACGGACUGAGGCGGCGCCUAUAGAGCCCGUCAAUUGGUUGGCUCAAAGUGUGCUUAAUGUACUCUGGUGCCUGAUUGCUGGGGAGAGAAUCAGUAGAGAUGAGGAUGGCACGCUGCGUCGCUUGCUUGAACUGAUGAAUCGCCGAUCUAAGCUGUUCGAUAUCUGCGGUGGCCUAUUGACACAGUUUCCCUGGCUGCGUCAUGUUGCGCCCAACUACACGGGGUACAAUCUGAUCCGGCAGCUGAACACAGAGCUGCAUGGCUUCUUCAUGGAAUCCAUCAAGGAGCACAGGCAACGAAUAGAGGAAUGCAAGAAGCGUGGGGAGCAGCCACCCGAGAGUGAUCUCAUCUUUGCCUAUCUGCAGGAGAUGAACAGCCAGCGCCAGGACACCGAUAGCUUUAAUGAGACGCAGCUGGUUAUGACAAUACUUGACUUUUUUAUUGCCGGCUCACAGACAACCAGCAAUACGAUCAACUUGGCUUUGAUGGUGCUGGCGAUGCGCAAGGAUCUGCAGGAUCAGCUGUACGAUGAAGUAGCUGCAAAUUUGCACUCUACUGACAGCAAAACGGACUCCUUUCCACAUCUCAGUCGGCGCGAAUCUUUCUACUACAUGGAAGCCUUCAUCAUGGAGGUGCAGCGCUUCUUUCACAUUACGCCCAUAACAGGGCCGAGACGUGCGCUCUGGAACACCAAGCUCGGUGGCUUCGAUAUACCCAGGAAUGCCACGAUACUCAUUAGCUUGCGUUCAGUGCAUCUCGAUGAGCAGCAUUGGAGUGACCCACACGAGUUUCGACCGGAGCGUUUCAUUGAUGCAGAUGGCAAGUGUUGCAAGGACGAAUAUUUUAUGCCUUUCGGACUGGGUCGACGCCGUUGCUUAGGUGAUGCCUUGGCACGCGCCUGCAUCUUUUCUUUUCUUGUGCGGAUCGUUCAGCAAUUUCGUGUUGUCCUUCCAGAAGGCGAAACACCAUCAUUAAUCUUGCAACCUGGCAUUACACUUACUCCCAAGCCGUACAAAGUUCAGUUUGUGAAGCGCAAUUGA